AGACCAUAUAGUUGCACUUUAUCAAUAAUCGCAGGGAUUGCCACUACGUCACCGUGGUCUAGUUUUCUCCUUUCUGGGGAUCGGAUUUUAGCGCAUUCCCGAGAUCGGAGCUUCUUUCACCAUCCGCUUACAACACAACAUUAUCUUGCAAUUUCAACCAUCUUGAAUUUCUCCCAAUAUUUACCUCAAGAUGUCAACCAUAGAGCUUGGAGAUUCAAUUCCAUCCCUCACACCCCAUGCUGUGAGUGUGUCUCUGCCAACAUGGAGGGAUAAUGUGGGUUACGAGGAGGGCGACAAGCGCGUCUUAGACAAACUUCCAACGGGUUAUCCACGAUUCUUCAUCCACAAACUCAUUGUGGCUUUUGCGGAUGACAUUGUCGCUAAAUAUGGAACCCCGGAUCAGACGGCUAUGCUGUUUCCAUUUAGCAAGAUCUCUCAAAGAUGUCUUGACUUCAUCAAGGCCAAAGCCGAGUCUGGCUUUGCUGGAGACAUCAAGAUCAUCAAUCUGUUCCUCGAUAAGAGCAAAGAGGUGUCGGACAUGAUUGCGAAGGUCUCACCCUCGGUAUCGGCUGUGAUCUUCCACAAAGAUCUCUUCCCCAUCGCGAAGCAAUACUGGCAGCAUUCCGGUGAUGGUAUCUCAAGCCGACAGGCUGAAUUUUGCCACGCACUCUUCUUGGAUGGCAAGUUGAUCAAUCCCGCGCCUCCGCAACCCACGGUAAAUCAAAAAAGAGGCCCGAAGAGAUACCAAAGAGGAUCUGGAUUUCAGACUCCCCCAAGAGAGAGCAAAGCUACCUCGGAAAAUGUUGGAGUCUCUCAGCUAUCUUCUAAGACCGAUGCAGCAGAAAGGGAAAGUACGCAGUUCCUGGAGGAGCGUUUCGGCCGAAAUCUGGAUAUAUCGUUUGUCGACAAUGCCAAGGUAGCGAUCCGUCGGCGCGUAGCUGGCUCCUUGGUGGACGAAGUGGACCUUGCAGUCGAACCAAGGCCCAAUACGGCCUCAAACACACGAGGAGUGACGGGUCUUUCCGACAACGACGUUUAUCUCUACCCCUGCGGAAUGAACUCCAUCUUCAACACACACCGCAUGAUGCUCAAGUGCAAGGGUCAACUGAAGAGUAUAUCGUUUGGGUUUCCCUAUGUGGAUACCCUCAAGAUUCUGGAAAAGUUUGGCCCCGGAUGUCUGUUCUACGGAAAUGGCUCAUCAGAAGACUUGGAUGACUUGGAAGCUCGCCUGAAGGCUGGCGAACGAUACCUGGCCCUCUUCUGCGAAUUUCCCGGAAAUCCCAUGCUAGCCUGCCCCGACCUCAAGCGAAUCAAAAAGUUGGCCGACACCUAUGACUUCGGCGUGGUCGUUGACGAGACGAUUGGAAACUCGAUCAACGUCCAAGUCCUUCCACAUGCAGACGUGGUUGUGAGCAGUCUCACUAAGAUUUUCUCGGGCGACUGCAAUGUGAUGGGCGGGAGCGCUAUCUUAAAUCCCGAAGGAAAAUACUACCAGGCCUUGAAGAACGCUUUCGACGCCGAUUACGAAGACACCUGUUGGGUCGAAGACAUUAUGUUCAUGGAGCGCAAUAGCCGGGACUUUGUGAACCGAAUUAGGGAAAUCAACCACAACGCCGAAGCCAUCUGCGAUGUCCUUCACGCCCACCCUCUUGUCAAGGAAGUCUACUAUCCCAAGUAUGGUCCUAGCAACCAGUUCUAUGAGGAUUGCCGAACCCCAACAGGCGGAUAUGGUGGCCUGCUAUCUUUCACUUUCCAUCAGAAAAAGCACGCGAUUGCAUUUUACGAUCGCAUCGAGACUGCGAAAGGACCCAGUCUCGGUACAAACUUUACCUUGGUGUCACCCUAUGUUAUCCUAGCGCACUAUUGGGAGUUGGACUGGGCUGCAGGGUUUGGGGUGCCAGCGGAUCUGCUUCGUGUUAGCGUUGGUAUCGAGAAUUCGGAAGACCUGAAGGCACGGUUUGCAGUUGCAUUGCAAGCUGCUGAAGCAGUUGAUUCUUGAAAGAUCUCAGGUCUAUGUUAGAGGUGGAACCAGGGCCAUGGAAAUUGUCUAACGUACUACUUAGAGAGCGUUUCUAUAUUCUCAUUGUUUAAAACAGUAGUUCUUGCAGUGAGCCAUCAAGUUCCAGUUCAAAGUUC
This is a messenger RNA of Aspergillus sclerotioniger CBS 115572, 2136 nucleotides long. Its product is annotated as cystathionine gamma-synthase. The transcript is spliced from 3 exons. NCBI's taxonomy places the organism in Eukaryota, Fungi, Ascomycota, Eurotiomycetes, Eurotiales, Aspergillaceae. The record is from RefSeq and is a predicted model, not a curated record. The coding region runs from base 191 to 1999 and encodes 602 amino acids. Gene Ontology annotation, molecular function: cystathionine gamma-synthase activity; pyridoxal phosphate binding. Gene Ontology annotation, biological process: transsulfuration.